This is a messenger RNA of Striga asiatica, 498 nucleotides long. NCBI's taxonomy places the organism in Eukaryota, Viridiplantae, Streptophyta, Magnoliopsida, Lamiales, Orobanchaceae. The record is from the annotation of a GenBank genome assembly.
AUGCGGAUUGGUGACGGACACACAGGUGGAGGGCGUGACGGUCACGUCUCUUCUCAUGUGGCGGGCUUCUCACCACAGAUGUCUGGCUCAAAGCCCGAUCACCCUGGCAGCGGCGGUGUUCCAAACAGCGGCGGAGGUCGGCAGCGUGUCUGUUACAACUGCGGGAAAAGCGGACAUCUCGCGGCCAGCUGUUUUGAGGUUCUCGGUUAUCCCGACUGGUACCCCCGUGGUGGUGCUGGCCGCAGAGGUGGUAGGCGCGGCCGCGGCGGUCGUGGCGGGGGUGCUCCUGCCCAAGCAAACCGAGAAGAUACGGAUCUGGUUUCUCAUGCAUCAUUUACUGGGAAUUCAAACACGACAUCUUUCCCCGUAAGCUUCCUGUAUACCCCAGCAAAUGUCUCCAGCUUGUUCUCGGUGUCAUUUUUUCCCUUGGGGUCCAAGAAGACCUGUUAUCAAAACAAGAAUAUAAAUCAAGAAAAUGCAUUCUCUUAUGAGUUCUAG